AAUGACAACGUAGAGCACCGGGUUGACACGGAGUAAAAUCAGAGGAAAGCACAUUUCUGGGAAAUUUGAUUUGGGUCACUGUGCUGUGGUGUGAAAACCCAUCCCUGAUUAUGACUCUGACACUGAAUCCUUGGACCCAACUUUGACCUGAAGAUUAGCCUUUGACGUCUUGUAAAUUGGGGACAAUAAGACACGGAGCAGUUUCUCCUUCCAGUCAGAGGGAGGUUUUCCACAGAGGAGGACGAGGAGGUUUAGGUCAUUUAGAGAAACCAGACCACCGCAGUCAUGGGAGAGUGGGGUCUCCUUAGCGGCCUCUUUGACACCCUGCAGAUGCACUCGCCGAUGCUUGGACGUUUCUGGCUCCUGAUCAUGCUCGUCUUCAGGAUUCUGAUUCUGGGCACGGUGGCCAGUGAUUUGUUCCAGGACGAGCAGCAGGAGUUUGCCUGCAACACGCUGCAGCCGGGCUGCAAACAGGUGUGCUAUGACAUGGCCUUCCCUAUCUCACAGUACAGGUUCUGGGUCUUUCACAUCGUCCUCAUCGCGACGCCGUCCCUGGUCUUCCUCAUGUACGCCAUGCACCAACAUAAAAAGAGGGAGGAGUCCAAGUUCCGCCGCCGGCAGUCAAGAGAGGACCUGCGUUUGAAGAGGUUCUACAUCAUCAAUGUGGCCUUCCGCGUGGUGGCAGAGGUGGGCUUCCUGUCAGGUCAGUGGCUCCUGUACGGCUUCAAGGUGGAGGCCCAGUUCCCCUGCAGCCGCUUUCCUUGUCCCUACACAGUGGACUGCUUCACCUCCCGCCCCGCGGAGAAAACCAUCUUCCUCUGCUUCUACUUCAUCAUUGGUGCAAUAGCAGCCUUUUCCAGCUGCAUCGAGCUUUUCUACCACUCCAUCAAGUGGUUUUGCGGUAGCUGGCAUCCCAUCCCGGAGCACCUCCAGCACAGCCAGGCCCUCCACAACAUCAAGCAGGAUGAAGAAGGGCAGGAGAAAGGAGCCAUUCUGGCUGAGAACGCACCCAGCACCGUGAGACUGAAGGGAGGGUCGAUGAGGAGCAACUCCAAGGCCUCCAGCCUUGGACACAAGCAAAGGGGGGGCAAAUACGUCAGCAGUAAGAUGUUCAUGGUGUGACAGAGACAACUGUCAGUCUGUGUGGCAUCAGUGAGGGCUGGAGCUACUGUGUCUGUGAAUGUAAUCCUGAUGAAGGCAGAUGGAGGUCAGCAAAGGCGGAUGAUGAUAAGGCAGACUGUUGUCAUGUUUGUCUUUGAUAAAAACUCACAUUCACUUUCGCAAUCUCUUACGCCUCCUUUGUUUUAAAGUCAGCUGAUUAUAUCACCUGCUGCAGUGGAAAAUCCACCCUGAGGAUUGGCGUGUGAUUUGAUUGGCUCUGGGGAUGAUGAAGUCACCAUCGGUAAAUGCCGAUAAAACCCUAAAUAGUUUCUGAAAUUAUUUUGUCUCCUUUUACCUAUCUGUGUGUAUGGGAUAGAAGAAAAAAGAAGAUGAAGUGAAAUAUUUGAUGAUUUUAUGAACUCAACUGUUUCCUCUCAUUUACAGCAGCCUUUUGUUUUUACUCUGACAAAAUGCAUGAAGAAACACAUUUACUUCUAAGAUAAAGACAACAUUCCGUUUUCGCAGCAUUUCUGGCCUACAUGCUGCAACCAGAUUUUAAGGAUUUUUACUUUUAUAUUUACACUAAUCUCAGAUUCUUUUUUACUUUUUGUAGCUUCUUUAUACUUCUUCUGACCUGUAGAAACAUUUCAAACUCUGGACAGACAUGGACUGGAUCAUCCAGUUAGCUUAAUGAAACAUUUAUUAUUCUCAAAAAA
Cynoglossus semilaevis (tongue sole) is the source of this 1817-nucleotide messenger RNA. Its product is annotated as gap junction delta-3 protein. Gene Ontology annotation, cellular component: connexin complex. The record is from RefSeq and is a predicted model, not a curated record. The transcript has 2 exons. Gene Ontology annotation, molecular function: gap junction channel activity involved in AV node cell-bundle of His cell electrical coupling. Gene Ontology annotation, biological process: cell-cell signaling. NCBI's taxonomy places the organism in Eukaryota, Metazoa, Chordata, Actinopteri, Pleuronectiformes, Cynoglossidae. Bases 286 to 1122 code for a protein of 278 amino acids.